Racocetra fulgida is the source of this 464-nucleotide messenger RNA. The record is from the annotation of a GenBank genome assembly. Lineage: Eukaryota; Fungi; Glomeromycota; Glomeromycetes; Diversisporales; Gigasporaceae.
AUGAAUAAUAAAGAGUAUAACAAUAAGAAUAAUAAAAGGUAUUGUGAUAAGAAUAAUGAAGAGUAUUAUAAUAAAAAUAACGAAGAGUAUUGUGAUAAGAAUAAUGAAGGGUAUGAAGGGUAUUACAAUAAGAAUAACAAAGGAUAUUAUAAUAAUAUAGAGUUAGAAUAUGUAGAUGCUGACUUGGAGUUGGUGGAAUCAGUGAGUAUAAAUGCUGAUUUGAAGAUAGAAGAAUCAAAACAUUUAGAGGUGGAAUCUAAUGGUUAUGUAGUUAGUACAGAUGAUUUGAAUAUUAGUGAGAUUUCAUACAAUCUUGCUGCUUUUAUUACUGAAGAACUUCAACUCUUUUCAAUUCUAAAAUUACAAACUUUAAUAAAAAUAAUAGAAGAUCUGGACCCUCAAGCUAGUGUUUUAAACAAGGAUCAGUUGAAAGAAAUUUUGAUCAAUACUGAGGAUAGAGUUUU